Messenger RNA from Sinocyclocheilus anshuiensis, 11795 nucleotides. Its product is annotated as protein SZT2-like. Bases 94 to 11229 code for a protein of 3711 amino acids. Gene Ontology annotation, cellular component: peroxisome. The record is from RefSeq and is a predicted model, not a curated record. Lineage: Eukaryota; Metazoa; Chordata; Actinopteri; Cypriniformes; Cyprinidae. The transcript has 75 exons.
GAAGCGGCUGCAGUCAGAUGAGCUGCAGUUUAUUGACACACAAAGCCUCUAAAACUCGUUCAAAAUCAACCUGCCAGUAAUGAGAAGCACGGCAUGGCAGACAGACAGGGCAAUGAGGUGGAGGAGGCUGAGCAGGUGUACCUGCUGAUGAAAGAGGAGUACAGGAUUUCACGCAACGUGCGUCUGUCCUGGUUCCUCAACCGGCUCAAUCAGGCCGUUCGGUCCAGUCCACCGUCCGAGCUGCUGAAGUCAGAGAAUGAGCUGGAUGUUUUGAGCGUCCUCCCGAAAGGAUGGCAGCCCAACUCUUUUUCCUCGUCCUGCCCGUGUUUGCUGGUUCCCUCCACGCGCGUGACCUUCCUGGCGCGCAGGUACCGCUUCAUCAUCGAGCUGGACCUGAGCCCGUCCACCGGGAUCGUGGAUGACAGCACAGGAGAGAUGAUCUUUGAUGAAGUCUUCCACGCUCUGUCUCGGUGCUUGAUUGGUCUGGCAAAACCCUUUAAAGUCCCAGGAACUGAUCACGUGUUCCAGCCAGAGAUCUUCAUCACUAUUCUGGCGUAUUCCUCCAUCAUUGGCCUUAGUUCUCAUCAGGUGUUGGUUCAGGGUUGUCAGCUGGACUGUAUGGAUUUGGAGCAGUUCUUGCAUCAGAUCUAUCAGCAGCUGAGAGCCGUGGAGAGCAGCAUCGCGGAUGUCCUACAGCAGCAGCACAACCAGUUCAGUGGAUCUGUCUAUCAGUCCUUCUCUAAUGAUGCUGUGGAGGAACUGUCUCAGAGGAAGCCGGGGGUUUCCAUGGUGACGGCAGAUGUCGGGCUGGUCAGCAUGGUGAGGCAGGGGAUUCUCGCGCUGCAACUUCUGCCUCCAAACUCUGGUGCAGGUAUAAUAAUCAUCACAGAUGGAGUGACGAGUGUUCCUGAUGUUGCUGUGUGUGAAACGCUACUGAACCAGCUGAGAAGUGGAACCAUUGCCUGUUCGUUUGUCCAGGUGGGCGGUGCUUACUCCUAUGACUGUAGUUUUGGCUACAUCCCCAAUGUGGAGCUGAUGAAGUUCAUCUCCAUGGCAACCUUUGGCUCCUACCUGUCUAUGUAUCCAGAGUCCGACUCUACAGGCGACGAGAUGAACGCUUACCACCGCGCCUUCCUCACAUACUCCUUCCUGAGGCCCGGCGAGACCAUGAACCCAGAGUACUGCUGCUUCUCCCAGCACAGGCUCUUUAAUGAACACCUGGUGUCGGCCAGUGGAAACCCCGCCUUAGUGAUGCGCAGGAAGAAACACACGGAGAAAGAAGUGCACGCUGACUUGAUCAGUGUGCUGUCCAUCAGACUGCGAGAGGGAUACACCAUCCGGGAGAUCAACAUCACUAAAGGAGGAAGUCAGCUGGAGGUGAAGCUGGUCCUCCUCUGGAAGCAUAACAUGCGUAUCGAGUACCUUGCCGUGGCGUCCUGGCCCCUGAAUCCAGUCAAACGCACCACCUGGGUGGAGGUGACCAUAGAGGGCAGCUACGACAUCCUCCAUGACAUCAGCUGCACCAUGCGGAAACCAAUCACAAGCCCCUACCGGACAUCUGUCAUCCGCCGCUUCUGGAACACUCUGCAGAGCAUAAAUCAGACAGACCAGAUGUUGGUGCACCUGCAGUCCUUUAAUUCCAUCCCAGAACACUACACCAUCCCCGAAAGCACGAAAAAUGGGGUUCCUCUGUUUUACAUCCCACCUGGAUCCAGCACACCGGUCCUCUCCCUCCAGCACAGUGGCUCUAAAGACUCCAGCCAAUCACAGUUUGCCUCCUACUGGAAGCCCAUCCUGUCCAUGGAUGCCAACUUCUGGCAGCGCUGGCUGCACAUGCAUCGCAUCGCUAUCCUUCUGGAGCAUGACAUCCCGGUCCCAAAGCACGUGCACAACGCUGGCAGUAACGGUCGCUUCAGUACCAUCCAGUGUCGCAUCUCUCACUCGGCACUCACCUCGCUGCUCAGGGACUGGAGCAGUUUCGUCCUGGUGGAGGGAUACUCAUACGUCAAACUUAUUUACAGUGCCUCUGAGCUGCCCCCCGUCUCCUUCUAUCUGGUGCGUCUGAUCUCUAAAGCUCCCUGCAUGGUGCUGCGAUUAGGCUUCCCGAUAGGAACUCUGGCACACUCCAGGAACAAGAUUGUGGAUGAACUUCGAGAGCAGAUCCUUCGGCUGCGGUUCCCUCAUCGAGUCCAGAAUAAGGAGGCCACGCCAAAAACCAAGCGGAAGAUUCUGGGUAACGCGUCGCCCUCCAUGUCUCCGCCUCUUUCUGUGCCCAAACCGGCGCUGUCUGACCGGCCGUGUGUGGUGGUGCUCAACAAACCUCUCGAAAAACUACUGAUCAGGUACGAGAAACUUCCGUCAGAUUUCCGCACCCCUUUCAUCUUAAACAUGGAGCCGUUCGCUCAGCCGCCCAUCAUGGGCGCCCCUCUCAGCAUGGCUGCCAGCAGGACAGCGUCCUCCACCAUGGCGUCUCUGUCCCGAUACUUCCUGCACCAGCGCUGGGUUUGGGCCGUUCAGAACGGCCCGGGAACCGCCGUGUCGCUGCACGCAGUCGCUCAUAUCCUCUCCAUGCUCUCCGAUAUUCGUCUGUCGGAAGGCUUCCACUUUGCUGCCAGCGGGGAGGGUAUCGUCAACAUGGUGUCAGAACUGCCAAUGCAGGUGAAAAGUCCGUCAGCUGAUUUGGACGGAGAAAAACACACCUGCAUUGUCCAGUACAUCCUUUUCCCACCUCAUUCCACUUCUACCAAGGACAGUUUCUCCACAGAUGAUGACAAUGACACUGAGGUGGAGGCCAUAGAUGUGGACACAGAGCUGAGUUUGGUGACGGAGUGCUGGGUCGAGCCUCAGAGCGGAGCUGUCUGCAGCUCACUGGAGCAGCAGAGACAUUUUCAGAAGCUCACGUAUCAGGAGAUCCCUCAGGCUAUUUUUCCACACGAUCUGUCGUGCAUGACGACGAUGAUCACAUUCGAAUACCUCAUCCAGCUGUGUCAGAAUAAAGAGCAGGUGUGUCCUCUCAGCAGCGUCAGAGAUGCUUCAGGAGAGAUCCCCGCCGCUGCUGCUGAUGACUGCAUACACACUGUGCCUUUCCAGUUCGACCUGAUGAAACUCUUGCCCAAGUGCCAGCAGAUCGAGCUCUUCUUCUACACCUUCAGCCGAGAGGGGAAGGAGGACGCCUCCCGUAGCGCCUCCUCUCUGCCCAACGACCUCCUCCUCAGCCUCUUCCACGGCUCGCUGCAGAACGAGCUCAGUGAUCGAGAGAUCCUGUUGACUGACGGCGAUCAUGUGGCGUUCAUGCAUCACAUCCUAGAGCGGGAAAGAGAUGGCCACGUGGCUCCAUUCUCACUUCCUGUCAUCAAAGAGGAGAGCUUGAAGCCUCCGGAGAGGCAGGACACUGUUCUGUCUUUCCACACGAUUGGAAGCAGUAAAGAGGUGACGGGCUCCUCCAGCACACUGCAGAGCUUCAGUAAUGCAGAUCUUGUGGAUGACGAGCCAGCUGGCGCGGAGCAGGACUGCUUAUCUCCUCACUGGAAAUGUUACGCCAAAUACAUCAGUCAUCAGCAGAUCCUGCUCACUUUCCUGCCAGCUACAUUCACAGAUGUGCAGAUUUUGAUGUCGUCUGGGCUGGAAACUGAACCUCCAAUCAACAGCAGUCUCCUGGAAGAGGAGGAGACCUGUAGUCACGGCAACGGCCAAUCACAGGCAGACUCCUUCGGCAGCUCUGCCAAUGGUCCACAGGUUGGAACAGGUCAACAUGGAGAAGACAGGAAGGGGUCCACAGUGGAAGCAGAAGCAGCGCUGGAGACGUCUGCAGGACAGAGCAACAUGAACACAAGUGAUACUGCUUCAGAGGAGAAGGACGGCGUUCAGUUUGUGGAGCCUCAGAAGCGAGACUGUCACAUCACGUUCAGCAGACAGGUGUCUCAGCAGAGCGGCGCCGACGCAGCACGACCCCGCUGCCCCAUCUACAUCUACAACUGCUCCCUGGAGUCCCUCAAAGAGCAGCUGGUCCACCCGCGCUCAGGACGCCAGCCCAGAGACGUCUUCUUCAGAGCUCAAGAGACAGACUCCUGGGAGUUCAGUCAGCAGCCCAAAUACAGGUCAAUCUCUCAGGAGCGCAGCAGCGCCGCCUCCUGGACGGAGCUCAUGACACACCCUCACAAACACAAAGAACUGGCCAACUACUGCAGCCUGCUACAGGAGCACUACUACCAGAGCUAUGUCAAAGGUGUUUAUCGCAGUCUGCAGCAGUCGCACAACGUGAGCUCGCAGGACUUACUGACGGCUAUGGACUACUGCGAGGAGUCGCUGCAGGAGAUCGACAUCACUUCCUUCCUGCAGACGCUCUGCGGACACGUGCGUGUGUUUCGUGAGCGUCACGAGCUGCAUGGCUCUGUCAACGUAAGCAAGUCCAGUGACGCUUCCACCACCUUCAUCAUCGGAGAGGGAGAGGAUGAUGGAGCUGACAGAGCCACGCUGGUGUCUUCAUCCAGUAUUGAGCUGGAGGAUGUGAGUGAAGCGGAUUCCAGUGGGAAAGUCUCUGCUCCCACAUCCCCACUGGACCUGGACGAACCGAAGUCUCCAAAAAUCCCAGAAUUCCCUCUGUCGCUCCUCCAGUCCCAGCAGAAAUGUGACGUGUAUCCUGAUUUGCACAAAAUCAUACAGGAUAAGUUCAUGGAAAUCGGUGCUCAGUAUUUCAAGACUGUACCGUCCAAUCCACAUUAUUUCUUUUACUGCCUUCCAUCUUCCAAAAAAGAGGAGGAUUUGGACCGAGAGGGAGAGCGGAGAGCCAGUGAGGACUGUGAGGUGUCUGAAGCUGAACUCGCCACAGAAGACGAGAACGUGUCGGGCUGCUGCAUCGUGACGGAGAGUGACACGGAUCUGGAGGUGGAGUAUCAGGAUUGUGGGAAUGGCAGAGCGGAGGCUGGAGGACAGGGAGCCGGUGAAGGCGAGUCUCCGUCGGACUCCAACACAGUGAACCAGGACGAGGACUCCUUCAGUAUUCUGGACGGAGACUCUCUGCUGGAGGUGGAGGGUCCGCAGCCGGAGAUGCCGCCUCUGUUUGUGCACCUCACCUGCUCCGUCAACAUGAAGAGCUGCCAUGGCUCCAUGCCCACACAAACACUGCCAACCUGUCUGGGUGAAGUCAUUACCUGUCUUGAGGACGCUGAGAGUCUUCAGUCGGUGGAUCUGAAUGAGUUGUCUGUCACUCUUGAUAUCUUCGUGCUCACGUUACCUCUGGAGAUUGAGGUCAUGGCUCCUGACUUCCACCACAACAGAUACACGUCUGAGAGCAGCGUGUCUCUGAACCGCUCUCCUGGACAGCCCUCGUCCUAUCGCUCUGACGAGGAGAUCAUGGCUAAUCUGGACGGCCUGCGUGGGGUCGGUGUGGAAAGUAUGUCUGGAGAUCCCCUGUCCAAACUUCCUAUUCCACACAAAAUGGCUGUUUUAGCCACCAUGGAUGAGAUCCGUUGGCUGUUGGAGGAUGAGAUAGUCUCUGCUCUGCGGCACUCGUCUGUUAUCAGCUUCUCGACGCUGCAGAAAGUGUCGGAGCACGUGUGUCGCUCCAGCGGCCGCCCGCAGUGCCACUGUGAGCUCGUUCCCCUGCUGUUCGUAUUUGGUCCCGAGCAGUCGCUGGAAAAGUUUCAAGAGGAGUUCAAGAGGUUAUCUCUUCCUGCGAACGCCGAGCAGCACAACUUCCACUACGUCUCACUGAGUCGCCAGCAGUCUCACAGGCUCCAGGCUGCAAGACAGCUGUCUAGCAUCGCUGCUCAGUACUCAACGGCCGCGGGAACAAGCUCUCAGCAAACCAGCCUGUGUCCUGAGGUGGAGGACGGAGCCAGAGCUUCAGCAAACAUCUGCACGCCAGACAAAGACAGAGAAGGGGACUCCAAGAAAAAAGAGCCCGACACUGAGCAGGUGGAGUGUGGAGACACGCAGAGGGCCGAUGAGGACACGCGGCCUGCAGCAGCUGAUUCAGUCAGCGAGUCUCACUCUGAGACCUCUGACCCCGGGCAGAUCAAACAGGCCGACGCAGAGGAGACUCGACCUCAGAGUGCCAUCAGCAGCGCUGCUCACCUGCAGGCAGGCAGCAGCAGCACCGAGCACUCGUCUGAUCACACGUCCCCUCCAAAAACCCCCUCCGCUGCCAGCCUGGCCGAGUCCGUGCAGUCCACCACACACAGCAGUGGGAAACUGCGGCCCAGUCGAGUUCAGAGCGUCGUCUCCAGUCAGGGCAGCCUGGACUCAGACAUGAUGGGUUAUGAUGGCGGCAGCAGUGAUUCUGAGUGCGACGGACCCACUAUGAAUGAGCAGGAGAGACAGACGCCACUCAUGCCUGAUUUCUGGCUCAUCGUCAGAAUUCAUCAGGACAGAGUGGAGGUUUUCUCUCACGCCAGGAGUUUAAACAGAGGGAAAGAGGAGGAAGAGGAGGAGAUCCCAGAGUACCUGCAUCUUCAUCAGCUGGUGGUGAGGAGGAUUGGAGAAAUGUGCCGAACAGUCAACCAGCGCCUCCUGCUGCAGGACCUGCAUGAUAGUCGCGUGUGUCACUCUCUCCUGGUGGCUGAGAGCGAAGAGGACAUCUGGAAGCACGAGUCGCUCUACCGGCCCAGGAUGACCAACUCUGACGACUACAAUGCAGACGAGAGCUAUCAGCCGCGGGACUACCUUGCCGCUACCAUGCAGUUCAUCCCGGGUUACUUCGCCUGUGACGUGGUCUGGAGCACCAUCAUUUAUAUUCACCCACGCCUCAAAAUGGGGCCCAACAUGGGCGUGUCCCGGGCUAUCCAGGCUCUGCGCUCCGUACUAAACGCUUUCUGUGUGGUAAACCGCAAAAACAUGUUUGUUUAUCAGGAGCGCACCACCAAAUCUGUGUUCUACCUCCGGCUCUCCGAGACGUCUCAGGCAGGGAAGUACAGUGAUUUGGAUGGAAACGUGCACGUGUCGCGCUCUGUCGGUCUGGCCCGCAGCCAGGAGCCGCUGGGCUCUGAGGACCUCACGGCAUCACGCUCUUCUCUGGAAGGCUCAAGGCCGGUUGGACUGGUGGACAAACACAUUCUGCUGCAGGUGCAUGGCGUAGGGACCGCAGGUCCAGAGAUCACUGAUGAACUGGUGAAGGUUUUGAGGAAGCGUCUGGACGAGGCCACGCUGGACAUUAUCACAGUCAUGCUGGUCAGGAACUGCAAACUGACGCCUGCAGAUGUGGAGUUCAUUCAGCCUCCCGGCUCUCUGGCGACGGAGGUGGUGGAGUUCUGUCUGCCGCAGUACUGUGUGCCGUGGAUCCAGGCGGUGGCUCACUACCUCCGUCAGAACCUCCUCAUCUUCCUCCACAUCCCCAAAUACACUGACAGCAACAUGGAGCACCACUUUAAGCAUUACUUCCAUUUGAGCAGCGAGCUGCCCGAUCAUGACAUCUAUCUGUACAAUAAACCUGGAGGCCAGGGCACAGGAGGCAAAGGGAUCGCCUGCAUCGUGCUGUCAUUCGUGGACGCUAAAGGCUGCGUGCUGCAGGUUCCCGCUCAGGACGGCAGUGGCCCGGCUCUCAGAGGCGACGUCUCCAGCAUCUCCCUCCAGCCGGACCAGUUCGAGGCCUUGACGACUGUCGUCAAAGUGGACUCUGGCAGCCAGAGCUCAGGUGCAGCCGUGCGAGUGCGCUUCGACGUGUGGGAGCAGGGUAACAUCAGCCCGCUGCAGCUGACCGAUCGGCUCAGGGCGGCUCUACGCCACGCCCUCUGCGACGUCGUCAUGGAGAUGCGUGUGCUGCCCAACCCGUUGUGUCUGGACACCUUCUGCCUGCCUGCAGCCACCCAGCGGGACGAGAGCACAGUUGCCUUGAGUCUCCUGCAGUCUGACAGUAAGGAGGUGAAGGAGAGCGUUCGGCGGCCCAGUGGAGCUCAUGGGCUGAAGAGCAGCCCGUCUCCCAUCAGCCUGAGUUCUGUGCCCAGCUCCACCCCGACCACUGGAGCCAGCACGCCCGAGUCCACCACACCCACCGGCAAAACCACACGCCGCUUCUUCUGGGAAAUACUGAGUAAACCAGAAACUUCUGAGCUUGGCAGUCCGAAGACGACGGAUGACAUCGUACCGGAGCGUGUCGAGGACAGUCGCGUGAACCGACGGAGACACAAGACGGAGAGCGUCAAACAGCAGUGGAACCACGAGAAAGCCAUGGCAGUCGAGCAAGAGCAGGCCCAGAGGUACACACACACACACACACACAGAGCUGUGUUUCUCACACUUUUGUCUACAGGAAAGUCCGCUAAUGAAAUAUUCAGUGAAUUAUUUUCUCUUGCAGGUUGUCCGUCCAUCCAGCACUGUUCAGCUGAAGUCUCACAUCAUUUCCUCCUGCCCUCCAUCCUCACAGAGAUCGUCAAUCUGGUGGGCUCGCUGGCCAGUGACACGGCGGUCAAAGUGUUCGAAAGAAGCAGCUGUCCUCAGGAAGACAUGUAUGUCCCUCUGUCAAUCAUCCAGCACAUCAGCCAACCACCUGGCACCACCAGGAGCUUCAUUCUCAUUGGUCGCAACUUCAGCCAAUGGCACUGUAGUACAGAACAAGAAGACAGUUCAGAUGAAGAGAACAGUCCAGUACUAAAUAGGUGCACACCUCAUAAGGGCAUGCAGCGGUUCGAGGCUUUGGAGCACAGUGAUUGGCUGAGCCCGGGACAGGCUGUGAGGGGCGUGGCUCCACGCCAGCGCUUCCUGUACAUGCAAAUUGUCAAUAAGAAGGUGACUCUGUACGCGUAUAACUGGUCGGUGGAUCUGGGCGUCUCUCUGAAUCAGGGUCUGGUCAGACUGGUGCAGUGGCAGAACGCCCGCGCUCAUGUGGUCAACUGCCUCCUGAGUCAGAAAAUGGGCCUUUUCCAUCAUUACUGCUUCUCUGAUACGCCUACACACGAGGACCUGAAACAGCAGGAGCCCAGCCCGUUCCUGAGCUCCACGAUCGAGGCGGACGCUCUGUUGAGGAGUCCGGUUCCUCCGGCCGCAAGUAAGGAUCAGGGUCGGAUGGGCAGCUCUGCGCGUGCUCUUCCUCCUCUGGCCUUCCCCGGAGAACUCGUGCCCUUUGAUGAAGCUCUGAGAGACGUGAACACGGUGAGGCCCCUGACCAGUCAGGACGGACCCGAUAUAGUCACUCGCCAUGGAGCCCAGCUACUGGAGGUCAAAGCCGCUGAACGCAGAGAGCUGGAGAGACAGAUGAAGAUUGAGAAUCUGUUUGUGACGUGGCAGCAGCGCUCUGCUCAGUCCAACAUGCCCAUCUCUGUGGCCGAUCUGGACACACUAAAGCAGUCCUCUCGACUGGUCCAUUACUGCGCCACUCCGCUGCUCUUCGACCCUGUCUUCCGGAAACAGAUUCAAGAGGAACAGCUGCCUCAGCCCCAGAUGAAGAAGCGGCAUCGCUCCAGUGACUCCACGGCGUCCGGCCGCGAUCGCAGCUACAGCACGGAUUCGGCAGACAUGCGUCCGAGUCGAUUGAAGGAGGAGCCGUGGCUGCAGGAGAUCUCCAGCAUGUUCCUGCAGCAGUAUGUGCAGUAUCUGCAGAGCAUGGGCUUCAUCCUGGUGCAGGUCCGGCCGCAGUCGCCCGCUCGCAGCAUCGCUCGAGCCCGAGCUGCCAUGUUGAGUUCUUUAUCCACUGAAGGCAGAUCAUCCUUCUCCUCUUUCUCAUAUAGUAAGCAGAAGAGUGAAGACAGCCCCAAGAGCAAUGCAUCGAGCUCGGCAUCAUAUCACCUGCAGAGGGCGCUGCCGGGAGGAAUCGUCCUGAUGGAGCUGGCUUUUCAAGGCUGUUAUUUCUGCGUGAAGCAGUUUGCAUUAGAGUGCUCAAGGAUUCCCAUGGGUCAGACAGUUAAUUCUCAGCUGUCCAUGCUGUUCACCGAGGAGUGCGAUAAGGUGCGGGAUCUGAUGCACGUUCACUCGUUCAGCUACGACUUCCACCUGCGUGUGGUGCAUCAGUACCUCGUGGGCUGUCACAUGACCCUGCGGCAGGGGUACCAGCUCACAGCCUUUCUGGAGGACUUCAUCGCCCAUCACCCCGACAUACCAAAGUUCGGACGCAACCACGUCUUCCAGGGGAGUUUCUCCAUAUCGACGGGAAUGAUCACAGCACAUCAGCUGUAUAAUUACAUCACUGAUCAUGCCAGCACUUACGGGAUGAAGCCCUUGCGCAUGUCUAAAGCUGCAGUUACCACCGAUAACAAGAAGGGGGCGCCGAGCGCAGACCUGCACGAGUACGCACUGGUCGCUCUGUGGAACAGCUCUGGCUCAUUUAAAGACUUGGAGGGAUUGCGACACCAUGAUGACUUUGACGUGUCGCUGCUGGUUUGUCAUAACGCCGCCCCGUUUGAGGAGCAGUCUGAGGGAGAGAGACACCUGCUCAGGCUGCGUUUCUAUGUGAUCAUGACCAGUCAGAGGGAGCUGUUCCCGCGUUUGACUGCAGACAUGCGGCGCUUUAAGAAGCUUCCUCAGAUCCACCGUGACCCCGGUGACCGCAUCCCUGUGGAGCGGAUGGAGGCUGGCAGCCCGGGGGGGCGGGAAUCUGAACUGGACCUGUGGGAGGACACUACCGCCCCCGUCACCCCUCCAGCCAGCCCUGAAUCUGACCCCAUAGAGAGCCUCCUGCACGCGGGACAGGCCGGCCUCGCAGACGCAGAUGCAGACGACUCUCAGGGGCUCUUCUACCUGUGUCCUCUCUUCCCCCUGCUCAGUUCAGAGGUGCUGUCUGCGCGCCGGCAGAUUCAGAGCAGCGUGGAGCAGGCCAUGGGCCACUGCCGCAGGGAUAACCUCUGGAGGAGGCUCUUUCACGGAGAGCACUUGGCUCUGGAUAAGCUCAAGCUCAGCAAGCUGACCUUCGGUGAACUAGAGGAGCUGCUGGACGCUGUGCAGAGCAGAUCGGUCUCUGAGAUUGACCCACAGCUGGACUGUUUCCUGAAUAUGAGUCCCGCCUGGUACCAGAGUCUCAUCAAAGUCCUGCUGUCCCGCUUCCCACAGAACUGCAGGCACUUUAAAGACGACUGCGGCAUACAGUACCUGGCCGUCCUGAACCAGAAGUUCACUGACUGUUUUGUGCUUGUUUUCCUGGACACACAGGCAGGAAAAACUAGUCUGAAGGUUGUUUUCAGGGAGCCGUUACCUGCGCAGACGCAGUCGAGCAGCAGUCCUCCACCGCAGCUGGUCUCCAUGUACCACCAUCUGGAGUCGGUCAUCAACACCGCCUGCUACAACCUCUGGACAGGCCUGCUGUGAACCUGUGUUUCUGCCAGCGGUGCAUCAGACGGAGUCAAGUGUCUGAUAAAGAUUGAGCUUUGAGCUGCCUGUCACUCUUAGACUGAGACUGAAUGUGUCUCGCGUGUAUAAUGCAUGCUGUGUCGACCAGGUUGCAUCCAGUUAAGGAAUUAAAUUGCCAAUAUUUUGCUUAGGAAAACAGCUAAAUGUGCCGCCCUGUUGAUGGAGGGUGAUUAUCCGGGAGGGUGUAUUUACUGCGUGUGAGACUCCGCUGGUUUGCCAAAGCCAUACUGUCCUUCUGUAGUCUAGUGUUCAUUUGUGCUUUGUUUUUUUCCUCCAUCUCCUCUCAGUUGUUGAUGUUGUUUCUGUAGCCCGUGUGCAAAAGAUUUUUUUUUUGCCCCAUCACUUUGUGCAACAUGAUUGUCUUUACUGCCGUUUUUUCAUCCCAAAAGUGCCUUUAUUUUAUUUUAUUUUCAUAUGAAAUUGAUGGGAGCUAGUGUAUUAUGUUCACCUUUCAAGAAGAAUCUCUUUAAGGGACAGUUCCCGCAAAAAAUGUAAUUCUGUCAUCAUUUACUCACCCUCAUGUC